GUACCCGAAGAUCAAAUGCCCGAACUCCAGCGUUCGUCUGAUAUCACGUGGGGCCAAUGGAAAAUGUGUGCUGGUGAGAAGGCAGAAAAUCUCCACCACAUUAUCAUCCACGCGUCUACGAAUACCACUACUCAGCGCGCAAUCCGGCGUGCAUGCCACGAGCUUGGAAAGGAUAGGCCUAUGGUAUGGCCCGGGUACCGCAUCAGAUUAGAUACGGAGGUUGGGAAGGCUUUGCUCGGAACACCAAAUGGUCGGGCUGUGCCAUACUUUUUGAGCCAACAUCGUGCAACGUUGGGGCAUAAAGUAGUUGUUGAGAUGGAUAUAUUC
Cucurbitaria berberidis CBS 394.84 is the source of this 327-nucleotide messenger RNA. RefSeq lists its product as uncharacterized. Lineage: Eukaryota; Fungi; Ascomycota; Dothideomycetes; Pleosporales; Cucurbitariaceae. The record is from RefSeq and is a predicted model, not a curated record. The annotation marks the transcript as partial. The transcript has 2 exons.